Molecule: messenger RNA, 1632 nt
Organism: Synchiropus splendidus (mandarinfish)
Lineage: Eukaryota; Metazoa; Chordata; Actinopteri; Syngnathiformes; Callionymidae
Gene: fam241a
Product: family with sequence similarity 241 member A
Exons: 2
Coding region: 1-525 (174 amino acids)
Cellular component (GO): intracellular membrane-bounded organelle
Source: RefSeq, a predicted model, not a curated record
AUGACCUACAGGUGGCGUUUACUCACAUUUGGUCAUGGAAGUGCACUCACGGCGGAGCACGCUUGCUCUGGCUGUCAUGAAGAAGACGUGAAUCUGUUCACUCGCCGGAAAGGCUCCGCCGCUGUCAACAUGUCUGCGGAUUCGGAGAACCUUCGUUGUGUAUUUCAUCGUGAGGGAGCGCUUCUUCACGCCAGAGCCCUACCGAUGGAUCGGCACGGAGAAGAACGACUGCUAGUUGACAAUAGCCGGACCCGUCCUGAAUUGAUGGGUCCAGACAUGUGGGUCCCAGCUGAGACGCCGGCCAGCACAAAACCCCUCCUCGAUGACUGCGAACGCAUGGGGACGCUGUUCGGAAUGCUGAACAAGUGCCUGCGGGGAAUGGGCUUCAGCCACAUGUACUUUGGGGAAAAGGUUGUGGAGCCAGUGCUGGUGGUCUUCUUCUGGUUGCUCUUGUGGUUCCUUGGCUUCCAAGCACUGGGUCUGGUUGGGACCCUCUGCUUAAUCAUCAUCUACAUUCAGAAGUGACAUUGAACCUGGCAGUCUGGUCAUCGUGACAGAGUCCCUGGGUGUGAGCUUUUCUUCCUCAGAGUGAACCAAGGCAUGAUCAUAGUUUAGAUGGUUUGCAAUUGUUUAUGAUGGCAUCAAGUAUGAAGGAACAGGCAGUGACUUGUGCCGUUUGACAACGACUGGAAUAUGUUGUGGAGAGGAAUGAAGUUUGAUGUAUUGAAGGGUGCAUAUAUUUGUGAUGUGUGUUGAUGUUGCUGUGAUCCUCGGAAGUUACACCAACACAUGCAUCAGACCAAUGAUGAAUACAUCCAUUGUAUCAUUUUGACCGAUCACAUCAGUCUCUAGAGCACACGCACAUGAGAGCUCGAGUCAUUGGGUGGGUGUUCUUGCCGAUCUCAGGUUUUUUCUCCAUUUAGCUCUUUCAUUUGUUUGUGUUUUGAAGACAGCAAUCUUUUAUUGUUUUUUUUUUUUUUUGCUCAGAGAUUUCUGCAUAUAGAGACAGAACAGCUGGUCAAUGCAUGACUGUUUAUUAACUGUAAUGAAUUAAUAUAUUGUCAGAGGCCACUUCAAUGCAGUAAAUAUGUGUUGUGUGGUGCACAUGAACUCAAUAAAAUCCUGAACUAUUCCGGCUGUGAGUCUGUUGGAUUCUCGAAUGCAUUCACAAAUUGAAAGACUUGAAGUGAAAGAGAGGCUUGGUAUGCAAGGUGGAGUUUAUGGCUCCCUGAAGGGAGCUGCUUCUUGAAGACGAGCAUGUUGUAGCAGCUUGUGCCGAAUUGGAUGGCCAUUUCUUUUGAAAAAUAAUAAAAUUAAACAUUCUAUCGCCCAUUUUUUGGUUGUAUCAGAAUCAGCGUUGUUGAAGAGGCCCUUGAAACCAGAUUUUCAUCUAAGGUAUACUAAUAGAGUACCUCUAUACAAUUCUAAAUGUUUAGAAAAGGUAUAACAAGUGUGCAAAAGACUGCGAGAGCCUCGCACAAAAAGUUGUUUUCAUUGAAUUACUGACAAGGACAAAGAACUGCAAAUGUGAAUGAAGAGCCACACCCGAGAGUCACUUCCGUUUCACAAAUGACAAUAACCGAAUCACUUUCAGUCUUCGAAAAAGCUCCUUGGUUGAACCGGUAAUGCAGU